GGCGAGCGCGGUGGUGGCCUGCGCCUUCCUUAGGGGCUGAGGUGAGCGGCGGUAGCGGGGAGGGGGGCGGUUCUGCGGCUGUCAGCUGCGGUGCCGCGCUGACGGCUGUCCCCCCCAUCUCAGGAGCGCGGCUGGGCCCAUGCCCCGGCUGGAGAGCGGCGCCUGGAGCUGCUCCUGCGCGGCCCGAGCGCGGCACGCGGCGAGGCCGGGGGAGGCGGCCCCGAAGGCGGACGCCAUGCAGAGCCCUUCGCCCAGCGCGGGACGUGCGGAGCGGGAGGCCUCCGGCGGCGCCGCUACGACGUGGAGGCAGCACCUGGUGCAGCGCAGCGUCGUGCUUUUCGUGGUGGGCGCCUUCAUGGCGCUGGUGCUGAACCUGCUGCAGAUCCAGCGUAACGUCACGCUGUUUCCCGACGAGGUCAUCGCCACGCUCUUCUCCUCCGCCUGGUGGGUGCCGCCGUGCUGCGGGACAGCGGCAGCUGUUGUUGGCCUGCUGUACCCCUGCAUUGACAGCCACCUUGGGGAACCACACAAGUUCAAAAGGGAGUGGGCGAGCGUGAUGCGAUGUAUAGCAGUUUUUGUUGGCAUUAAUCAUGCAAGUGCUAAACUAGAUUUUGCCAACAAUGUCCAGCUGUCCCUGACUCUUGCAGCCUUAUCACUGGGUCUUUGGUGGACAUUUGAUCGUUCAAGAAGUGGCCUCGGACUGGGAAUUACAAUAGCAUUUGUAGCAACUCUGAUAACCCAGUUCCUUGUAUAUAAUGGUGUUUAUCAGUAUACAUCCCCAGAUUUUCUAUACAUCCGUUCUUGGCUUCCUUGCAUAUUUUUCUCAGGAGGAGUGACCGUAGGAAACAUAGGACGCCAGCUGGCUAUGGUAAUUAUUCUUGAAAUCUUCCCAGUUUGUCUCUCGUGGGCCUUUGCCUUUGUCUUUGGAUAAAGAUAGAGAAACCCCAAUUCAUCCCCAUUCUCCUUUACAAAUAUUUGGUUUUUUUUUUUUUAAUGCUUAAGUU
Molecule: messenger RNA, 1004 nt
Organism: Gallus gallus (chicken)
Lineage: Eukaryota; Metazoa; Chordata; Aves; Galliformes; Phasianidae
Gene: INSIG1
Product: insulin induced gene 1
Biological process (GO): SREBP signaling pathway; cholesterol biosynthetic process; cellular response to insulin stimulus
Cellular component (GO): endoplasmic reticulum; SREBP-SCAP-Insig complex
Source: RefSeq, marked validated